Messenger RNA from Oreochromis niloticus (Nile tilapia), 1493 nucleotides. RefSeq names its product lysophosphatidic acid receptor 6-like. Gene Ontology annotation, cellular component: plasma membrane. The transcript has 2 exons. The record is from RefSeq and is a predicted model, not a curated record. Gene Ontology annotation, biological process: positive regulation of Rho protein signal transduction; phospholipase C-activating G protein-coupled receptor signaling pathway. Lineage: Eukaryota; Metazoa; Chordata; Actinopteri; Cichliformes; Cichlidae. The coding region runs from base 347 to 1360 and encodes 337 amino acids. Gene Ontology annotation, molecular function: lysophosphatidic acid receptor activity.
AAUUGUUUUAUUCUUUUACGUAAGUGAUAUAACUCUUAGAUUGCAUCAUUACAUUUCCUGUUGCAAUACUUGACUUUUUAACCUCUCCAGUCAUCUCACUUGAUACAGCUAAAGAUCACAGAGAUGAAUGUGUGAGUGUUGUGCUCAGCUGCAGUUUUAAUCAAGGGUAUGUAUACAUUUCUUUUAUCGCCAUGAGCACAUUAAACAUUCACUAUGGCCGCACAGGUUUAUGCUGGGGCAAUAUGAUUGUUUCAGACCUGCUGUUGGUCAUUAUCAUCUCUUACUUUCAUCUUUCCAUGAAUAAUAUCCUAAUGAGUAGAGCUGUUAAUAUCAGCUGGUAUGUCACAUGUUGCAUUUGAAAACAGCGAACUUAAUUUACGUCAGUAACCACAACCAGAGUUUCCUGUUCCUUACUAGCUCUCCUCACGUCACACAGAUGAACAGCACAGAAGGACAUGUUCGCUGCUUAGUUGCAAUACUUCAUAAAGGACCAAAAAGAACGUCUUUUCUGAUCAUGAACAUAUCAAACAGCACCACACAAGAUGAACAGGUGUAUGCUGGGGUCUUUGGCUGCAUUAUGGUGAUAGGUCUGCCACUCAAUGCAGUCGCACUGUGGAUUCUUCUUCGCCGCCACAGCCUCAAAUCGCCCAACGCUGUCUUCAUGGUCAACCUGGCACUCUCAGACCUGCUAGUCAUCAUCUCUUUGCCCAUGAGGAUCUACUUUCACGCCACCCGUGAAUGGCCUCUGAGCAAUAUGGCGUGCCAAUUCAUCACAAUGCUUUUUCGCAACAACCUCCGCUCCAGCGCCUUCUUCAUUACUUUCAUCAGCGUGGACAGAUUGCUGGCUGUGGUUUAUCCUCUGAGGUCACGCCAUCUUCGAACUUCAUCUAAUGCCUGGAAAGGAGCAGCAAUGGUCUGGCUAUUUGUGCUGGUAUUGAAUGUUCCAGAGACUUUGGACUUUCUAAAAAAUGCCAACAGUAGUUGUUUUGAUUUCAGUCCUGAAAGGAGACCAGGUUUAACUAAAGGUAUAGCAUUUCUAUAUCUUGUGUUAAUCGUCACAAUGCUAGCAGUCAACAUUGUGUGCACUGUUACGGUGUCUUGGGUACUGCGUAGACAUCUCAGUGAUUCUGCGAUCAACAACAAGAUGAAUGUAAUGCUGAUCUUUGUCAUGAACUUGGUUUUGUUUGCUAUCUGUUUCCUACCUUUGUCAAUAGGUGUAGUUACAGUUAAACCUACUGAAUUAAAGCCAUUGAUAUGUCUUAGUGCUGUAAACUGUUGUCUAGAUCCAUUUUUAUAUUACUUUUCCUUUGAUGGCUUCUGGAAGAAAAAAGAAGAUGCGGAUCCGGCAAGAGAGCAGUAACCUUAGGACAUGCCAUUUCAAUGUAUAAUUCCAGUCAUAUUAUGGUUCCUAUUUUCCAAAAAAAGUGAUUGUGUAGCCAUGGGACAGGUAUUUUGUUCAACUGUAUUGGGAGGUUUUUUUUAAUUUAUUUUUU